CACGUUCAUACUUAACGCCAACAGUCUGCCUCUUGACGGCAAACCACUGCUGGCGAGAUCUGCGACUGCAGCGGCGUCCGGAGAUGGAGGAUUCCGGUGUCGGAGCGGCGACGCGCGGCCCUUUUGGUUUAGAUUUAAGGUCGGAUGAGGGGAUGGAUUCGAUCAGAUGCAUCUGAAGCCUAAAGUGAGAGCUUCUUUUCUUUGAACAUGUGGAGAUUUUCUGCUUGGUAACCCGGUAUCGGUGCAUCCUUCCAGGAGUUGAGAUGAGUGGGUUUCAGAAUACGGAGGCAGAGUCUGAAAAAGGCAUCCCUUGGAUAUAUAGGAAGGAUGAUCAACAUAUUUGACUUAAGUGCCGGAAUGGCCGGAACCAAAAUGCUGCCGGAAAGAGAUCAUAGAAAUGGUUCUCCAGUUCAUAGAAACAACCCUAAUGUCAACGAAGCCGCCACUCCGAGUGCGACUAACACAGAUAACAAACAAAUAACCAGUGUCCUGUACCAGAAUUCUUCAAAAAAGAAAUCUGGUGGAACACCAAUGAAGAUGCUAAUAGCUCAGGAGAUGUCGAAAGAAACAAAGUCCAAGAGGAAACCACAUAGUGUUGUUGCCCGACUAAUGGGCCUUGAUGAUGAUCUGACAACACAAUUGUCGCCAGUGGCUAGUCAAAGAAAGUUGCUAGAGGGUUACCCUCAAACUGCCUCAGCAGGAGUCCAUAGAGGUCAUCUUCAAGAUGAUGUCUUUUGCAAUAAGGAAGUUCCAUGUGAGCUCCAUCAACAUGAUUGUUUGAAGAUGGAACGCAGAUAUGUAUCUGAAGUCUGGAAGCAGCCAUCUCAGAGCAGGAGCAGAAGAUGUGGAGAGACUCAGAAUGACCUAAGAAUGGCUCUUGUCCGUCAAAAAUUCAUGGAAGCAAAGCAUCUAGCCACUGAUGAAAACCUUAUUCACUCCAAGGAAUUUCAGGAUGCGCUAGAGGUUCUGAAUUUAAACAGAGACUUGUUUCUUAAAUUUCUUGAAGAGCCGAAUUCUCUGUUUUCUAAGCAAACAUUUGAUCUUCGCUCUGUCCCUCCACCACCUCAACCAAAUCACAUUACUGUAUUGAAGCCAUCAAAAAAAGUUGAGACGAAGUUUGAAAAAAUGGUGAAGAAGCAGGAAGGUCCAGAGAUUAAAGAGAGUGGAAGGGAAACAAACAAUCACCACUGGAACUCUACCUUCGACCAUUUAAAAGCUGAAAGCUUCUCUCAGCCGACUAGGAUAGUUGUCUUGAAGCCUAGCACUGGAAAUCCUACCAAAGCACCCACUACAACCAUGUCACCUAAGCAUCUAGUACAGGGUGAUCUGGGAGAUAGUGAAGCCUUCGGACCAAAAUACAUAGAGGAGAGAACUCAGCAGAUGCAUAAGAUUCUAUCUGGUCAUAGGAGGGAUGAGUCUUUGCUAUCUUCUGUUUACUCAAAUAGCUUUGGUGGAGAUGGGAGUUCAUUCAAUCUGUUCGAAACUGACUACAUUGAGGAAGAUGGUGGUGGCUUUAGUGACUCUGAUGUAGCUGCUCCAACGUCACGCCAUUCUUGGGAUAGAUUCAACAGUCCUUGCUCAGUGUCAUCUUUCAGCCGGGUGUCACAUUCACCUGAGUCAUCAGUGAUUAGAGAGGCAAAGAAGCGGCUUUCAGAAAGGUGGGCUUUAGUGACAUCAAAUGGUACAAGCCAAGAGCAACUGCAUUUACCUAAGAGCUCAAGCACUUUAGGUGAAAUGCUUGCAAUUUCUGAUGUAAAAAGAGAAGAAUGUGUCAAUAGGUAUACAGUCUCAGCCAGCAGAUCAUGUGGAGGAGAUGAUGAAUUGAUGUUACCAGCAUUCUUCUUAUCGGUGGAUGGAAAAAAGAAUUCAGGAGAGCUUUCCCCUGAAAAUUUAUCAAGAUCAAAGUCUGUCCCAGUCUCUUGUUCAGCUUACAAAGACAUUGGCUUGAAAUAUGAAGGUUCCAACACUCAGCUUUGUGAACCCACUGUGUCAGAGGUGUCAAAGACCAAACACGGUAAAUCAUCUUUCAGAGGAAGAUUCUCUAGCUUUUUCUUUUCUAGGAGCAAGGAAACUAGAAAAAGACCUGUUUCUUCUACCAUGGUGGGCUCUGGUGGUGCUGAUGUGGUAGCAAGCAGAACUGAUGAGAUGCUAAAAUCAGUUCAUGGUAGUUCGUCUGCAAACAGUCAAGUAAAAGAUGAGGAACAAUCUGCCAGUACAGCUUCAAUAUCGGUGACAAAUGUUUCCAAAAAACCCAUGCAAUCAGUUGAAAACUCCAGGACAAGUGACAAAUCUAGUGAGGAGGAGAAACUCAGUCCACGUCAAAAUUACACGAACAACCUGGACCAACCUAGCCCUACUUCAAUUCUGGAUGCACAAUUUGAAGAUGAUGUGAAUGGAAAUCUAUUGCAGACAUCUGAAGCAAAUGCUAGACAACAAUUAAUUUCCAGGGCUUCACCUAUAGAGUCAGUUGCUCGUACUUUGUCAUGGGAUGACACCCGUCUGGAAAUGCGACUCCCCGAGCCCUCAAGUUUUAAAGUAGCUUUGUCCAAGGCAGAUGGUGCUGACCAAGAUCAUUUUGUAUUUGUUCAGAAAUUGCUAUCUUAUGCUGGCUUGGAGAAAUCUGAUAUGAUGUUCACUGGAUGGCACUCUCCUGAUAGCCCAUUGGAUCCAGUGUUACUUGACAAACUCUUGGGUCUGAAAGAAGAUGAAUCGAAGUGCAUGGAGAAAACUCCAACCCUGAGGCUCCUAUUUGACUGUGUGAACUCGGCCCUUUUAGAAGUCAGUUGGUCUACCUUAAUGAGUGUAUACCCAUGGAACAGGGCGUCCUGUGGGGCACAGAUUAAUGCUUGUGCAAGCUCUGCCUUGUCAGAGGAUGUGUGGGGUCUAGUGAGGGAUUGGUCUUCUGGCAACCGGACGGUGGUGUUUACUGAGAAUGACAUUGGUAGUCUAGUUGUGGAUAGAGUAUUGAGGACUGAGGCGGGAGGAAACAGAUGGGUUGAAUUGAACAGGAUAGUAGAGGAGAUCGCUAAAGAAAUAACCAGUGAUGUAUUGAAGGAUUUGGUUGGAGAGGCUUUUUCAGAUCUUGCUGCUGCAUGUAUCUACUGAUGCCUUCUUUUCCCUCUCAGCCUCUUCUACUUCACUUUGUUGUUUUUGCCGCAGCGUUCAGAUUUCUACCAUGCCACAGGUGACAGUGUAUAUGUAUUUUCUGAUAUUUGAUGAUUUCUCGUAUCACUUGGAUCUCUUUCGGCUUUCUUUCUUUGUCCAUGUUUGUUCUUCAGUAGCAUGAUAUAGCUUCAACUCUGUUACUUAUGUCAAUCUCUGUACCUUUCAAGUACUGAGCUGGCCACUUGAGAAAAUUGGUAGGUUAACUAUGCAUAUUGGCUGAAGGACAAGGGUGAUAUUUUUCACCCUCUGUAUUUAUCUGCAACCUAUGAUUUUAAAUGCAUUCUUUUA
Musa acuminata subsp. malaccensis (wild Malaysian banana) is the source of this 3453-nucleotide messenger RNA. RefSeq lists its product as uncharacterized. The record is from RefSeq and is a predicted model, not a curated record. Lineage: Eukaryota; Viridiplantae; Streptophyta; Magnoliopsida; Zingiberales; Musaceae.